Molecule: messenger RNA, 1872 nt
Organism: Coniosporium apollinis CBS 100218
Lineage: Eukaryota; Fungi; Ascomycota; Dothideomycetes
Exons: 2
Coding region: 1-1872 (623 amino acids)
Biological process (GO): proteolysis; protein catabolic process
Cellular component (GO): mitochondrial matrix
Molecular function (GO): ATP hydrolysis activity; ATP binding
Source: RefSeq, a predicted model, not a curated record
AUGGCGCCAGCUCCCAUAAGCGUCUCUGCGCACGCUCGCCUGUCCUACCUCGCCCUCUACUCCAUCCGCCGAACCUUCACCACAACCACCUCCCGAUGCUCGUCCGGCCAGUUCAAUCGCUCGGACUUUGGGGGGCAGCCGUUCACAGGCGUCUACGAGCCUGGGGGGCCUACCAUAGGACCUCUGGGGGGGACGAGCAACGUCGGCGCCCCUCGAAUCACUCCCAAGGCGCUCAAGCACCACCUUGACCAGUUCGUCGUAGGACAAGAGAGGGCAAAGAAGGUGCUCAGUGUCGCGGUAUACAACCACUAUCAGCGGAUACAGGAGCUAGAGAGACGAGACGAAGAAGAGGCCGAGCUACAUGCGCAGCAAGCCCGGCGAGAGAUGGGGCAGAGACACCCAGUAGAGGAUGAGUUUCCCGGUCAGCAACCAACUAUAAACCUCUACCCACCACCAAACUACCAAUCCUUCCCUCCACCGCCCGAGUCGAGCCCCAUCCUCGACACCACGCCACUUACCAUUGAGAAGUCCAACAUCCUCUUACUCGGCCCUUCUGGUGUCGGCAAAACACUGAUGGCCAAGACCCUCGCCCGCGUCCUCGAGGUCCCCUUCUCAAUGUCCGACUGCACGCCCUUCACACAAGCCGGAUACAUAGGCGAAGACGCCGACGUGUGCGUACAGCGCCUUCUGGCAGCCGCAGACUACGACGUUGCGCGCGCCGAACGCGGCAUCAUCUGCCUUGACGAGAUCGAUAAGAUCGCUGCGGCUAAGGUGGCGCAUGGGAAAGACGUCUCCGGCGAAGGCGUACAACAAGCUCUACUUAAGAUAAUCGAAGGCACAACCCUCCAGAUCCAAGCAAAAGCCGAGCGCGGUGCCGGCGGCAGUGGACCCGGCAGCGGGCGCACAACCCCAGGCGGCGGCUUCCCAUCUCACGGCCCACUAGGCGGCGGUGGCCUCGGUGGCGGCAACAUGAACCCCCUAUCCCCCGGCGGCGCGAAGAACGAAGUUUACAACGUGCGCACGGACAACAUCCUCUUCAUCUUCACGGGCGCCUUCAUCGGCCUGCACAAAAUGAUCCUCGACCGCAUCUCGCGCGGCAGCAUCGGCUUCGGGGCCCACGUCCGCGCCUCGAGCCCGGAGACAGGGACCCAUGACACGAUGCUGCGAGGCGAAGACGCGCUCUUCAAGAAGCACCUCCCCUUCUACGUGCCCGAGACACACAGCCCGCAGCACCAGCCCAGCAGUAGCGGCAGCAGUCCCGGCUUCCCCCACCACACCACCGCCGCCUCCUCCUCCGGCGGCAAAGACCCCCAGGACGAACCCCUCUACAACACCCUCGACCUCGUCGAGCCCUCCGACCUCCAGAAAUACGGCCUGAUCCCCGAGUUAAUCGGCCGCAUCCCCAUCUCCUGCGCUCUGUCCCCGCUCUCCGCCUCCGCGCUCGUGCGCGUCCUCACCGAACCCCGCAACUCGCUGCUCAAGCAGUACGAGCAGCUCUUUCAGCUCUCAGGUAUCGAGUUGCGCUUCACGACCGCCUCCCUGCACGAAGUCGCGCGCGUGGCCAAGGAUAUGGGGACCGGCGCCCGCGGGCUACGAACCGUGCUGGAGCGGCUGCUCGGAGACGCGAUGUUUGAGGCCCCCGGGAGUGGGAUCAAGUAUGUGCUUGUGACGGAGGGGGUCGCGAGGAGGGAGGCGGCGCCGAUGUAUUUUGCACGCGGGGAUCGGCAUCGGUUCCAUGCGACGAUUGCGGCGGAGGAGGAGGCGUGGGAGGCGAAGUUGUUAGGCAAGGAGGAGGUCAAGAGGGGCGCGGUUAGGGAGAGUCCGCAGAGCUUUGAGGAGUAUCGGCAGAAGGCUGCCGGGGGGUUUGUGUGA